GUAGUUUAGUGAGUGUAGAAAUUAGGCAAUAAAGAUGGUGAGUUAUGAUAUUCACAAAAUGUUUGCACAGAGAGAAGACAGGGCACAACAUAAAAAGGCGGGGGGGACCCGUUGGCCAAUAAACCCUUUACUUUCCCACUAUUUAGAAAUAAAAAAAGAACUCUUCAAUCUAGAAAAAUCAAUGGUGAGAGAUGCUCAUCAUAAAGUCAUAUAUCUCCCCCACGGGAAGAGAGCCACUUAACACUUUCAACUCCUAAAUGACUCAAAUUCAGAAUCCUCUUCUAGUUCCAACCUUGUUCUAAAAGCCAUCAUUUCUAAGCUGAAGAAACUUCUAUCUUUUCUACAAUGAGCAAACCCAAAACCCAAAGGAAACCAACCAUUACCAAACAUGUCAGCCAAAACCAAAACCAAAACCAAGAGCUGCAGAAAACAGAAAAACAACCUUCAUGGGUGGUAAGAGGCCUGUUGGCUUGUAGGAAUGUUCAAAUCCAGCAACAUCAGCAUCAGCAGCAGCAGAAGGAAGCAAAACCACCACCAGAAGCAAAAGAUCAUCAACAAAGGAAAAAACAAGAACAGAGAAAGCUGCAAGAGGAACGAGUCCCGGAAGAUAACAGCAAGAAGAGCAAGAAGAUGAAGUGCUCAGGUUCGCUUUGUAACAACACCAAGAUCACGGCAAAGCCGGACACAUCAACCCCAGAUAUCCACAAGAAAAGGUUGUUUCUAAAUGGAUGCAACAGCAACAACGAUGCUUCCAGCAGAUCCAUGAAAGCACCUCUUACUGAACACAAUGGACCCGUCUCAGCUUCUUCCUCCUCAUUGUCAGCAUCUUCCAAUUCUUCUGGCGCUGGCUCUUUCAGGGGAAUGCCAUUCAGGAGACUUUCCGGCUGUUAUGAGUGUAGAAUGGUGGUAGACCCUGUUCUAGGAUUCACUAGAGACCCUUCUCUCAGGAGUAGCAUUUGUUCUUGCCCCGACUGUGGCGAGAUCAUGAAAGCUGAAAGCUUGGAGCAUCACCAGGCUGUUAAACAUGCAGUUUCUGAACUGGGUCCAGAAGACACCAGCAAGAACAUAGUUGAAAUAAUAUUCCACUCAAGCUGGCUGAAGAAGCAAUCUCCAGUGUGCAAAAUAGACCGCAUCCUCAAGGUCCACAACACCCAGAAAACCAUUACCAGAUUCGAAGAGUACAGAGACUCCAUAAAAGCAAAGGCCACGAAACUCCCCAAGAAACACCCACGUUGCAUAGCAGAUGGCAACGAGCUACUCAGGUUUCACUGCACCUCCUUCGCGUGUUCUCUAGGCCUAAACGGGUCCUCCAACUUGUGCAACUCCAUUCCACAGUGCAACGUUUGCAGCAUAAUCAAGCACGGGUUCAAGGUUGCCGGAGGAACCGGAAUCUUGACAACGGCAACGAGUGGGAAGGCACACGACAAGGCGUGUGUGGACGAGAGUGAAGAGAAGAGAGCAAUGCUGGUUUGUCGGGUUAUAGCAGGAAGGGUGAAGAAGAAUGCAGAAGGGGGCAUGGAGGAGUAUGAUUCGGUUGCAGGGGCUGUUGGGGCUUAUUCCAAUUUGGAUGAGUUGGUUGUGUUCAACCCAAGAGCUAUUUUGCCUUGCUUUGUUGUAAUCUAUAGUGGCUUUUGAUGAUAACUUCCUUUCAUAUAUCAGUUCCUUUGCUUUGUUAGCUCUUUUUAAGUUCUAGCAUCAUCUAGUUGAUUAUUUCGCUCGUGCUUUUUGGGGAGAGUAUAGAUCAGUCUCAGAUCAUUUUUGUAUGUGUUGGUUGGUAUCACUGACUCUCGCAUCCAUGGCAGAUUUAAUCAACGACUGUAUAUUACUAUAACAAUUAUAUAUUAACCGCAUGAUAAGCUUUUAUUGUCUGUA
Messenger RNA from Vigna unguiculata (cowpea), 1872 nucleotides. RefSeq lists its product as uncharacterized. NCBI's taxonomy places the organism in Eukaryota, Viridiplantae, Streptophyta, Magnoliopsida, Fabales, Fabaceae. The record is from RefSeq and is a predicted model, not a curated record.